AGUUGAUGUAAACAGACGCAGGCGUUUCGCCUUUACAGCACGAAGGCUGGGUUGUUGUUUUGAAAAUUGCACUGGAGAACCGAGGGGAUUUUUAUGAUGAUCAUCAUGCUCCUAGGUCCAUCUUUGCUCGCUCACUCUCUCGCCGGAUGCGAGACGCUAGUGGACAUGUUAUGCUUCUGACUGAAAAGAGGUUGAAUAAGAUGAGAAAGGAGGAGAUUUACUGAAAGAAAAAAAAAAAAAAAAGCACAACGUCGCAUUCAGCCGGGAAACUUUCUGAAUAUUUCUGGAAGAGGAUGCUUGCCGGGUUUGUGAACCGCGAGAUCGGUGGAUGUUUAUCAGGAGGGAGGUGUUAGCAGAAGACGCUCCCGGGCGCCGGGAGGAGUUUGCGCCGGCGGCGGCGGCCCCGCGGCCGCGGAGCUCUCGGAGAAAAUGAGUUUCGGGGUGAGCUGCUGAAUCAGAGGUGGACCUGCGGAGAGAAGAUCAGCAGCUGCGAGGGAGCCGCCAGCCUGCACGGCACACACAUCAAGAUGAGUUUAGAAAAUGACGAUAAGAGAGCACGCACGCGAUCCAAGUCUGUCAGAGUGCCCACGGAGCUCAUCGGCCAGGAGGUGAGCUGUCCAACCCCAGGCUGUAACGGCUCAGGACACAUCCGUGGGAAGUACGCGAGACACAGAAGUUUACAAAGCUGCCCUCUCGCAAAGAAGAGGAAACUUCAGGAUGCAGAGGCCGAACAUCUGGUGUCGAAGAGAAAAUCCCACCCUCUCAAACUGGCCUUGGAUGAAGGCUACAACGUCGACAGCGACGGCAGCGAGGAGGCCGAGGCGAAGGAGGAGUCUGGCUCCGAUGAGUCGGAGGGGAUGCUGGAGGAGGAUGAGGCGGAGACGAUGGAGCAGGAGGAGACCCGCAGCCCCGAGCAGGCAGAAGAGAGAAGCCCAGCAAAAUCAACCCAUUAUGGACAAAACACAGCAUCAAGUACAUCUGGGCCCAGCAAGGCCAACUACAGCAGCUACCAAGAAAUAAUUGCCAACUCCCUCCUAAACCUGGGACAAAUAGCAGAGGAAACCCUCGCCAUCGAGGGGCAGCUGCCCGAAGCAGAGCUGCAGGUCUCCAAGCCACCAUCUGACGUUGUGCAUUUGGUCCAUGAGGAUGCGGGAGAGGAGCUGGUGGAAGAGGAGUGCGACAAGGAGAUCAUCAUCCAGACAGAGGAUGCGGAGGAGGUCAUCGAGGUCACCAGUGAGCGCAGCAGCGAGUUGUGUCCAGAGCACCGGGAUGAUGCCACCUGCGAGGAGUCCUGUAAACUGGAGAAGGCUGAGGCAGAAGAAGAAGAUGAGGAGGAGGAGGAAGAAGAGGAUGAGGAGGAGGAAGAGGAGGAGGAGGAUGAUGAGGAGGAGGAAGAAGAGGAAGAAGAUGAGGAUGAAGAGGAGGAGGAGAUGGCUCCUGAAGUGAUCUGCGAAGAAGCUCCUCACACUUCUCAGGACACGCAGAAAAGCCACUGUGAAGGGCAGUUCAGCCCAAAGCCUGAGUACUCGGUCAUCGUGGAGGUCCGGUCGGACGAUGACAAGGACGACGACGCCCGGUCCCAGAAAUCAGCCGUGACCGACGAGUCAGAGAUGUACGACAUGAUGACAAGGGGGAACCUGGGGCUGCUGGAACAAGCCAUCGCGCUGAAAGCUGAGCAGGUGAAGAUCGUGCGGGAGCCCAGCCGGCUGCCAGGAGAACACGUAAAGCACUUCCAGGUGGAUGACAAACAGAGCAAACCGCUGGACAGCAUCCGAAAGAGCUACUACGGCAAAGAUCCUUCGAGACCCGAGAAGCGAGAAAUCAAGUGUCCGACUCCUGGCUGUGACGGGACCGGCCACGUCACGGGGCUUUACCCUCAUCACCGCAGCCUCUCCGGCUGCCCGCACAAAGACAGGAUCCCCCCCGAGAUCUUGGCGAUGCACGAGAACGUGUUGAAAUGCCCCACCCCAGGCUGCACAGGACAGGGUCACGUCAACAGCAACCGCAACACGCACAGGAGUUUAUCUGGGUGCCCCAUUGCUGCUGCUGAAAAAUUAGCCAAAUCACAUGAAAAGCAACAAACCCAGUCUGGUGAUCCUUCAAAGACCAGUUCCAACUCUGACCGAAUACUCAGGCCUAUGUGCUUUGUGAAGCAACUGGAGAUCCCUCAGUACGGAAGCUACCGGCCCAACAUGGUCCCAGCAACCCCACGGGCCAACCUGGCCAAGGAGCUGGAGAAGUACUCCAAGGUCACCUUCGAUUAUGCAAGUUUUGAUGCUCAGGUUUUUGGCAAACGCAUGCUUGCCCCAAAGAUUCAGACUAGCGAAACCUCACCUAAAGCCUUUAAAUCCAAACCUUUUCCAAAGGCCUCUUCCCCCAGCCACAGCCCCUCCAGCAGUUACGUGAAGAGCACUUCAUCUUCCUCCACAGGCUUCGACUACUCCCACGACGCUGAGGCUGCGCACAUGGCUGCCACUGCCAUCCUCAACCUCUCCACACGCUGCUGGGAGAUGCCCGAGAAUCUCAGCACCAAGCAACAAGAGGCCCCCGGCAAGUCCAUGGACAUUGAGGUGGAUGAAAAUGGGACUCUGGACUUGAGUAUGAACAAACACCGCAAACGGGAGAGCACCUUUCCCAGCAGCAGCAGCUGCAGCAGCAGUCCCAGCAUGAAGUCCCCAGAUGUGUCGCAGCGCCAAAACAGCACCAGUGCCACGAGCAGCACCAUGACCUCCCCCCAGUCCAGCCAGACCUCCCGCCAGGAUGAAUGGGAUGGGCCCAUUGACUACACUAAACCAAACCGUCAGCGAGAAGAGGAGCCAGAAGAGUCAGAACCUGCCGCUCACUCUUUUGCCUCCUCGGAAGCUGAUGAGCAAGAAGUGUCAGAGGAAAACUUUGAAGAGCGAAAAUACCCAGGGGAAGUUACUUUAACCAACUUCAAGCUGAAAUUCCUCUCCAAGGACAUCAAGAAAGAGCUGCUCACUUGCCCAACCCCAGGCUGUGAUGGCAGUGGACACAUAACGGGAAACUAUGCCUCUCACCGCAGCCUUUCUGGUUGUCCUCUUGCUGACAAGAGCCUCAGAAACCUCAUGGCUGCCCACUCUGCUGACCUCAAGUGCCCUACUCCUGGUUGUGAUGGCUCUGGUCACAUAACAGGAAAUUAUGCAUCGCAUAGAAGUCUGUCAGGCUGCCCUCGUGCCAAGAAAAGUGGGAUCAAGAUCACCCCGACAAAGGAUGAUAAAGAAGACCCAGAGCUGAUGAAGUGUCCUGUUCCUGGCUGUGUUGGGCUCGGGCACAUCAGCGGCAAAUACGCCUCUCACCGGAGUGCGUCAGGGUGCCCUCUCGCAGCCCGCAGGCAGAAGGAAGGAUCACUCAAUGGCUCCUCGUUUUCCUGGAAGUCAUUGAAGAAUGAAGGCCCAACCUGCCCUACCCCAGGCUGUGACGGUUCCGGCCAUGCCAACGGGAGCUUCCUCACUCACAGAAGUUUGUCAGGGUGUCCAAGAGCUACUUUUGCUGGGAAGAAAGGAAAACUCUCAGGGGAUGAAAUUCUCAACACAAAGUUCAAGACCAGCGACGUUCUGGAGAAUGAUGAAGAGAUCAAGCAGCUGAACAAGGAGAUCAGUGAGCUGAACGAGUCCAACUCGGAGAUGGAAGCGGCCAUGGUGAAACUACAGUCACAGAUCUCCACCAUGGAGAAGAACCUGAAGAACAUCGAGGAGGAAAACAAAAUAAUAGAGGAGCAAAACGAAGCCCUGUUCCUGGAGCUCUCAGGGUUGAGCCAGGCUCUAAUCCAAAGUCUUGCCAAUAUCCGCCUUCCGCACAUGGAGCCAAUUAGUGAGCAGAACUUCGAUGCAUAUGUGAACACGUUGACAGACAUGUACACCAACCAGGAAUGCUACCAGAACCCGGAGAACAAGGACCUGCUGGAGAGCAUCAAGCAAGCCGUCAAGGGCAUCCAGGUUUAGUGCCGCGGGACGGAGAUGAGCAAGCAAACAGACUGUAAGAUGGAACUUUCCCUCCAAGUAUUCAGGUUUACAAGUUAGAAAACUUGUUUAAUGAAUGAAAAAAAA
This is a messenger RNA of Pipra filicauda (Wire-tailed manakin), 4067 nucleotides long. It is a transcript of the gene MYT1, whose product is annotated as myelin transcription factor 1. Bases 528 to 3962 code for a protein of 1144 amino acids. The transcript is spliced from 23 exons. Gene Ontology annotation, cellular component: nucleus. The record is from RefSeq and is a predicted model, not a curated record. Lineage: Eukaryota; Metazoa; Chordata; Aves; Passeriformes; Pipridae. Gene Ontology annotation, biological process: regulation of transcription by RNA polymerase II. Gene Ontology annotation, molecular function: DNA-binding transcription factor activity, RNA polymerase II-specific; RNA polymerase II cis-regulatory region sequence-specific DNA binding; zinc ion binding.